Molecule: messenger RNA, 6024 nt
Organism: Xyrauchen texanus (razorback sucker)
Lineage: Eukaryota; Metazoa; Chordata; Actinopteri; Cypriniformes; Catostomidae
Product: semaphorin-3F-like
Exons: 19
Coding region: 333-2732 (799 amino acids)
Biological process (GO): positive regulation of cell migration; negative chemotaxis; neural crest cell migration
Molecular function (GO): chemorepellent activity; semaphorin receptor binding
Source: RefSeq, a predicted model, not a curated record
GUCAGUGGACCUGAAGAGCGCACCACACAACACUGCUUCUGCUUGGACAAAAACAUAUGAGACGCGUUUAAAAACUCACACAGAGAAGUAUACGGACACUUCGUUAAAGCUAAUACGGAGUCAGAGCUAGAGAAAUUACUUUAAAGGAGCGACUACUUUGUGGACAUGUGCAUUCACUGAAUGACGGACGCUUUACUUUUGACAGAUUGGAUAGAUUGUUUUUGACUGGAUUGCAAAUGAUUUGCACAUUGGAACAGACAGGAUCGCUUGUGACGGACGUCUUGUAGGUGAGGUCCGAAGAAAUCCCUUGUGGCUCUUUGGAUAAAGCGAUCAUGCGGGGUGCAGGGACUUUGGUGCUACUGCGGAGCCUUCUGGUCUCUGUGUUCUCAGCUGUCUCUGUCCACAGCAGCCCUUUGUCUUCCCUUCCACCCGCCUCUGCUCCACGAGUCUUCCUGCCCUUCAAAGAGAUGAAGUCUACUGGAACUGCCCAUCACUUUGCUUUCCUGCUCAACUCGACAGACUACAGAAUCCUGCGUAUGGAUGAGGAUCAUGAUCGCAUGUACGUGGGCAGCAAGGACUACAUUCUGUCUCUAGACCUGAACGACAUCAACAAAGAACCCCUCAUAAUUCAUUGGCCCGUGGCUCCUCAGAGAAGGACUGAGUGUGUCCUAUCAGGGAAAGACAUCAAUGGCGAGUGUGGUAAUUUCAUCCGCCUAAUCGAGCCAUGGAACAGAACCCACCUGUACGUGUGCGGAACGGGAGCGUACUACCCCAUCUGUACUUAUGUGGACAGAGGUCAAAGGUCACAGGGAUUGCUCCAAGAUCAGAUGCCUCACAUGGGAGGCCGAACCAGUCGAGCUGCAGACCCUAGUGCCUCACCAGAGCCAUACGCACCCAAGGAAUACAUAUUCCGUCUGGAGCCUGGUAAAUUAGAUUCUGGGAAAGGGAAAUGUCCCUUCGACCCCAAACUAAACAGCGUCUCAGCAUUGAUAAAUGGCCAGCUGUAUGCCGGAGUCUACAUUGAUUUUAUGGGAACGGACUCGGCCAUCUUCCGCACUUUGGGAAAACACACAGCUAUGAGGACAGACCAGUACAACUCCCGCUGGCUCCACGAUCCGACAUUUGUUCAUGCUCAGCUCAUUCCUGACAGUGCAGAAAAGAAUGACGACAAGCUGUAUUUCUUCUUCCGUGAAAAGGCCUCUGAGAUGGGUCAGACUCCCAUGGCUCAGUCCCGGAUUGGCAGAAUCUGUCUGAAUGAUGACGGAGGACACUGCUGUCUGGUGAAUAAGUGGAGCACCUUCCUGAAAGCUCGACUCAUCUGCUCUGUGUCUGGCUCAGACGGCAUUGAGACACAUUUCGAUGAGCUCCAGGACGUGUACAUCCAGAAGACUCAAGACACCAAGAAUCCCGUCAUCUACGGCGUCUUCUCCGUGUCUGGGUCAGUAUUUAAAGGUUCAGCUGUAUGUGUGUAUUCAAUGGCUGAUGUGCGCAUGGUCUUCAAUGGCCCUUUUGCUCAUAAGGAAGGGCCAAACUACCAGUGGGUGGCGUACCAGGGUAAAAUUCCUUAUCCUCGGCCAGGGACAUGUCCUGGAGGGACUUUCACCCCUAAUAUGAAGUCAACGAAAGAUUACCCAGAUGAGGUGAUUAACUUCAUGAGGAACCAUCCGACUAUGUUCAAUUCUGUUUAUCCAGUCCACAAGCGCCCCCUAGUGGUCCGUACCAAUGUGGAUUAUGAAUUCACCACCAUCACUGUGGAUCAAGUGGCUGCUGCAGAUGGCAACUAUGAAGUUCUUUUCUUAGGAACAGACAGAGGAACAGUUCAGAAAGUGAUUGUCCUGCCCAGAGAUGAUCUUCAAACUGAAGAACUAGUUCUGGAGGAGGUGGAAGUCUUUAGAGUUCCAACUCCAAUAACUGCUAUGAAGAUUUCCCCAAAACGACAACAGCUCUAUGUGAGUUCAGCAGUGGGUGUCACUCAUCUGGCUCUGCACAGGUGUGAUGUGUACGGAGAGGCCUGUGCUGACUGCUGUUUGGCCAGAGACCCAUACUGUGCGUGGGAUGGCAAAUCCUGCUCUCGCUACUCAGCAAACCAAAAAAGGCGGAGUCGGAGACAAGAUGUAAAGUAUGGCAACCCUAUCAGACAAUGCAGGGGCUAUAACUCCAAUGCCAAUAAGAACACAUUGGAGAUGGUCCAGUAUGGGGUAGAAGGAAGCACAGGCUUCUUGGAGUGCCAGGCCAGAUCUCCUCAUGUGUCAAUCAAGUGGCAUUUCCAGAAAGAAAACAGUUAUAGAAAAAGAGAGAUCCGUUCUGAUGGCCGUGUAGUCCGCACAGAGCAGGGUCUCCUCCUGCACUCUCUCCAGCUGUCUGAUGGAGGAGUGUACCAGUGCAUCUCCACCGAGAAGAACUUCAAACACACACUGGUCAAACUGCAGCUGGUGGUUCUCUCCGCCCGCACUGUCAACAGCAUCCAGACUGAAUCCACCGUGCCUGCUGAGCCUCCUCUGCAGUCUAGCGCCUGGACGCCCAGCGCCGAGCAGUACAAAGACUUGCUGGCCAUCCUGAGCCAGCCCGAGAUGGGCCUCAUCAACCAAUACUGUCAGGACUACUGGCAGAUGGGGGACGACCCCGCAGCCAACGCCAACAAGAAGAAGGACUUCAAGGAAGCACAGAAGGAGCUACAGAAGCCGCGGAAUAGGAGGCAUCACCAGGAGCAAAGCAGCAUGGCUGAGACAUGAGAGGGGGAUGUAUCCACUUUUUCUUAAAGGAGAUAUCCCCCUACACACUCUAUAACCCUGCUUUUGAGGUUGAUUUCAAAGUGACUACCUUUACACAAAAAUAUUCAAGGGGUGCUUCUCAAGACUAAUUGAUGCUUCCUGGUUUCCUCUCUCCUCCGUCCUCAAGCCUAUGACCCUAAAAUCAAUGGAAGUCAUGAAGGACAUAUGAGUUCUCUAAAUGCAUUGUGAGGAGGUACUGUAAGAACCGAGGAGAGAGGAAGCUGUCUGAGGAGCUAGGAGAGAAGAUACACAGGUUCUAUUGCAAGCCCUUUUGACAUUUAAUCAUGUGUAGGAUAUGAAUUAUAGAUAUACUGUAUACAAUUCAAUUCUCAAUAGUUGAAAUGCUAAUUCUUGAAAUCAGCAAUAGAAUGACUACUAGUGAAAAUGCUUCUUUUUAAUAUCAGUGAUUUACGGGCCAGUGGUGGCUCAGCGGUUAAGGCUCUGGGUUACUGACCAAAAGUUUGGGGGUUCAAGCCCCAGCACUGCCAAGACACCACUGUUGGGCCCUUGAGCAAGGCCCUUGACCCUAUCUGCUCCAGGGGCACUGUUUCAUGGCUGACCCUGUGCUCUGACCCUGUGCUCUGACCCCAGCUUAGUUGGGAUAUGAGAAAACAACUGCAUUUCAUUGGCUCUGUACCUGUACUCUGCACAAUGACAAUAAAAGUUUAAUCUUAAGCUUAAUGUUUGCACUAGUAAAAUGAUAAUUUUGGAUGUAAAAAAUGACAAUGACAUUUUGGAAAAUGAAUUCUUAUAAACAAAUGUCAUUUUUGAGUACAAUUCCACAACAAUCUGUAAUUCUCUCCUUUUUAAAACUCAAUUACAGAUAUCUAUAAUUCAAUUUUGCAUAUCAGCUAUGUACUUAACAUGUAAUAAGGAUACAUAAAUAAUUACAUUGUUACUAGUACAAAUAUCCAUUCUUGUUAUCACCAAUUGAAUUACAACUAGUGAAAUGCUUAUUUUCUAUAUCUGUAAAUGGAUUUCAACAUGUUAGAUUUGGUGUUUCAGGUUUGUGAAAAUGUAUUUGUGAUUAUAGUAAUUUGAAGAGUAAUUAAAUAUAUCUUGAUAAGCUAUCUUACUAGUACCAAUAACAUGGUAGAUAUCUAAAAUGAACAUUGCCACUAGUGAAAUCCAAUUUACAGAUAUCAAGCUAUUUUUUGUUUUUGUUUGCAAAUUUUAAUUAGCAAAUUGUUAAUAUCAGGAGUAUACAUUUGCAGUUGAAACAACGUAAUUAUAAUUGCAGUUUUACUAGUAAAUAUUACAUCGCUGAUAUGUGAAAUUGGAAUUUCAACUAGUAAGAAAUUAAUUAGAGAUAUGUGUACUUGUUUUUUAACAGGAGUGAAUGACAAAUCAUCGUGAAAUUCAACAAGUAAAAAUGCAAUUACAGUUAAAAAAAAAAUUAAAACUGCCUUUACUGGUUGAAAUUCCAUUUGUAAUAUAAAGAAUGUGUGUUUCUGCAAGUAAUGGCAUAAUGUUUUUAUUUAUUUUUGAUCAAGAAUUAAAGUUUUUACUACUGCAAUCCUAAUUAUCUAAAACAAAAUUGCGUUUUCACUAGUAGUAAUUCCACUGGUGAUAUUAAGAAUGAAAAAUGAAUUGUAGAUAUCUAUAAAUCAUAUCCUACACAUGAUUAAAUGUCAAAAUGGCUUGCAAUAAAAGACUAUGUGGAAGUCAUCUGGAACAACGCUUGUAAGUCACAUUUUACAUUUGCGAUAUAAAAAAAAACAAAUAUUGUACAUACUGUACUUUAACAGUGCAUCAUGUUAAUUAUUAGGAUUUAUUGAGAAUGUUUUCAUUUAUCAAGCUCCAACAACAUAACUAAGCAGCAACUUAAUACAGUUGCACAAAGAUGUUGCUUUAAAGUGGCAUCUGAAUAAGCAAGGAUAUUCAUUUUAUAAAUUCACCUUUGAUUCCUUCGACAUUAUAUUUCACAAAGGGAAACAAGGAUGCAUAAUUUAAGAAAUGAGAAGCACCCAAGGUAUACCAUAACCAUGCCGACCGGGGAGAAAACAUACAUUGCAUUUUUGAAAAUCUAUAGUAUUUAUUGUAGGCUGUACAUAGUUAGAUUCUGUGGAGAUCUUUGUAUGGAAAUAGAACACACACACAAAAAGAGAAAAAAAAAUGUGUAUAGAUCUGUGCAAAUAUUUUGUUAUCAUUGUUACUUCCCUUUAAAUAUAUUUAUUACAAUAGUAUUACCUUGUCUUAACACACUGUGCGACUGUUAUCAUGACAAAACCUUUGGUGUAUAUACCACUAACUGAAUGAUGGACAGUCUAACUGCACUUGACGUUCUGAUACUAGAGCUAUGACGUGACUGCACAAGGUUUUGUGACAGAAUUCAUUGUAAAGUCAUACAUUUAAUGGACUCUUUCAGCUGAGCACAUAUUCACAUUCUGCAGAUGUACAGAUCAAGGAAACCUUAGUAUUCCGUGACCUCUCUAGAGACCUUGAAAAGUCAAAAAGAAACACUUUAAUAUCAUUGAAAAUACUCAUGUUUUAAUCUUCUUGAUCUUCCAUAUGUUGCUAUGCUAAUGUGUUAUAUACAGUAUAAGUCGUUUCUGUGUGUUAAAAUAUUCGGUUGAUUGUUAAUGACAGCAUUCUGUACAGUAUGUUCAUUGACACGUUAAUACUUUUAUUUUUAUUUUCAUUUAAAUAUGUAUUGUUGCACACAAAGAAAACAAAAACUAUAUUAGACUGGGGUUCAGAACCUGUCUGUCUCUUUGCCAAUAGGACUUGUUUAAAGCAGGCUAUCAGGAAUAUUAUUGGGUACCUCUCUGAAAGUUUCAGUAAAAACGUCCAAGCAAGCACCUCUACUUUAUUAGGUUAUUUGGGCUAUAUAUAAGAGAUCAUCGUCUGGAACUAAACUAAAGGGGACUCAAUUGAGUUUGCAUGAAAUGUAUUUGUACUGUACAGAUAUGUAGUCAUGUUCUGGAUAUGUUGCUGUGUAGAUGUCUGUGGAUCGAGAGAGAGAGAGAAUGUAAAACAGAGAGAUUGAUUUUUUAGGACAGAGGAAUCAAGCACAAUUAACUUGUAUGUGUUUCACCUAUGUGAUAUUUUUAACACAUAGCAAAUGGGCAGAUUGAAAUAACUGUUGUAAAUGUUUUUUGUUCUUCAUUUUUAAGACAUUAUUCAUCACUGUGGUUUGUCCUCUUGUCUUUUUUUUUUUUUUUUUUUUGGAUAAUCUAAUGUGAAAAAAGAUCUAGAAUUAGAUGUAAUGGGCAGUUAAUGUUAUAGUAAUGUAUUUUAUUUGUUUUAUUUU